Molecule: messenger RNA, 975 nt
Organism: Rana temporaria (common frog)
Lineage: Eukaryota; Metazoa; Chordata; Amphibia; Anura; Ranidae
Product: olfactory receptor 51E1-like
Exons: 1
Coding region: 1-975 (324 amino acids)
Biological process (GO): G protein-coupled receptor signaling pathway
Cellular component (GO): membrane
Molecular function (GO): olfactory receptor activity
Source: RefSeq, a predicted model, not a curated record
AUGAGUUUGUUUGCCAAGAAUGUCUCGGCAACUAUUACCAACUUUGUUCUGGUGGGGAUUAUUGAGAUUGAAUCAUUUCGAUAUGUAUGUGCUGUUUUGGCUCUUGCAUUAUUUUCAGUCGCAUUGUUUAUGACUUCUAUGAUUGUCUAUAUAAUAUGGACAGAAAAAAGCUUGCAAGAACCUAUGUACAUCUUAAUAUGUAUGUUGGUUAUCAAUGGGAUGUUGGGGAACUCAUCAUAUUUUCCGAAGCUGGCCAUUGACUUGUUGUCUGGAUGCUCCACCAUCUCCCUCGCAGAAUGUCUCUGCCAAUCUUUCUGUCUCCAGCUUUAUGCAUGGGUUGAAAUGUAUACUUUUACGGUAAUGGCAUAUGACCGAUAUCUGGCUGUAGGCCACCCUCUGAGAUACCACACUCUGAUGACCAACAUUACAACUCAAAAAAUAUCACUUGCCAUAUAUGUUUUGAAUGUGGUGAAGGUAGCUGUGAGUGUGUUGUUGACAUCAAAGCUAACAUUUUGUGGGGUAAAUAUCAACAAUGUCUUUUGUGAGAUUGUGUCUCUACAACCGCUUGCUUGUAGUGAUAUAACAAUUAACACCAUCUAUGGAAAUACUUGGACCUUGCUUGAUUCAAUUAGCUGCUUGCUUGUAAUAGUGUAUAGUUACAUAAGAACGGUCAUCAUCUGUCUGAAACUUUCUGCAGAAUCCUCUCUGAAAGCUCUGCAUACAUUGAUGACUCACAUAUUGGCCUUCUCCAUUUAUGGGGUCACCCUCUUGUUCGUUAACUUCAGGAACAGGCUAAACAGGGGAUCUGCAUCAACUAAACUUGAUGUUAUAAUACCUUUGAUUGGUCUCGGCAUAGCUACUUCUGUAAACCCUCUGAUCUACGGGAUAAGGACCAAAGCUCUCAGAGAAAAAAUUGUAUGUAACCUGUAUAAAAUGGCUGGCAAAACAAAAUUUAAAAAAAGGUUAAAUUGGUAA